Molecule: messenger RNA, 762 nt
Organism: Phytophthora infestans T30-4
Lineage: Eukaryota; Oomycota; Peronosporomycetes; Peronosporales; Peronosporaceae
Product: protein kinase
Exons: 4
Coding region: 1-762 (253 amino acids)
Biological process (GO): protein phosphorylation
Molecular function (GO): ATP binding; protein kinase activity
Source: RefSeq, a predicted model, not a curated record
AUGGCGAGCUCCGAUUUCAAUGCUGAAGGUCUGUGGACGGAUGAAGCCAUUGUAGCAGCAAGAAUUCCACGAGAAAAAGUUAUUCUACAACAGAGAAUCAGUCGCGGAGGAUACGGAGAAGUGUACGUCGGGACGUUCAAUGGCCAACGCGUAGCCAUCAAGAUGUUGUUGCCUGAAACUCGCAAGAGAAUUCACAGUGUGAACGAGUUUCUGGCCGAAGUGAAGCUCAUGGCGUCACUGGAACAUCCGCGUAUUGUCGAGUUUAUUGGUGUGGCGUGGGAUUCUCUUACAGAUUUAUGCGCCGUAUCGCAGUUUAUGAAAGGCGGAGACAUACGCGCACUCUUAAAUCGGUGCGAUAAUACUGGAUUUGACUACACGAAAGUGAAGAUCGCUCUUCACGUGGCCCAUGCUUUAACGUACAUGCACCAGUUCGAUCCUCCGAUAAUUCAUCUUGACGGACUUUGGGGCUUCUCGGGCACUAUGACCGCAGGGAUCGGGACGUCUCUGUGGAUGGCGCCUGAAAUGAUGACAGGCGAGAAAUACGACGAAAAAGCAGACAUUUUCUCGUUUGGAGUCGCCUCCGACUUGGCAAUUCUGCAACUUGUGAUGCAGGGGAAACUACAAGUUAAUUUUUCAGAGGCGUGCUCUCGGGUUAUACUGGAGCUGGGUAUGGCAUGUGUAGCAAUUGACCCCAUUGCUCGUCCAACAGCAGCCGAAGCGCUCUAUCAGCUCCAAGUAGCUCUGCUGAACAACAGUAAUUAA